GUAGCUUCAUGUGGGUGGAGGAAGACUUCCCUCCCUCUAACAUGAAGCCUGAAUAAACAUCAGUCAGUCACACACCAUCCUAACACUAACCCAGGUGAGCCCGUCUGUCUGUCUGCAGGUAUAAAGAGCUGCUGCAGCAGGCAGUACAAAGCAUCGCUGUGUCUGUUAGGACACGUUACACACCCCUGGAUCAGUGCAGAGGAACUGCUCAGUCUGUGCUGAGCCUUGCGGACAGAAUAACGCACAGUAACCUGAAGCAAAACCACCAUCUCAUCUCAUCUCCAGCGACAUGAGGGAGUGCAUCUCCAUCCACGUGGGUCAGGCAGGUGUCCAGACAGGAAACGCCUGCUGGGAGCUCUUCUGCCUCGAACAUGGCGUCGGUCCUGAUGGCGUCUCCUUGGAGAGUCCUGCAGAACCAAACUCUCGUGAAGACCCAUUCAACACCUUCUUCAACACUGGCAGCUCUGGGCAUCAUGUUCCCAGAGCGAUCUAUGUGGACCUGGAGCCCACAGUGGUCGAUGAGGUAAGAGUUGGAAAGUACAGAGAGCUUUUCCACCCUGAGCAGCUGAUCUCUGGAAAGGAGGAUGCAGCCAACAACUAUGCACGAGGCCAUUACACUGUCGGGAAAGAAAUCAUUGAUGGAGUCAUGGAGCGCGUCCGUAAAAUGACGGACCAGUGCACCGGCCUGCAGGGGUUCCUAGUCUUUCACAGUUUAGGAGGUGGAACCGGCUCCGGCUUCACCUCUUUGCUGAUGGAGCGUCUUUCUGUCGACUAUGGCAAGAAAUCCAAGCUGGAGUUCGCUGUGUACCCAGCCCCUCAGGUGUCCACCGCUGUGGUGGAGCCCUACAAAGCCAUCCUCACCACCCACACCACCUUAGAGCACUCCGACUGCGCCUUCAUGGUGGACAACGAAGCCAUCUACGACAUAUGUCGGCGCAACAUGAACAUCGACAGUCCCGGUUACACCAACCUCAACAGAAUGAUCGGUCAGAUUGUGUCCUCAAUCACAGCCUCCCUUCGUUUCGACGGCUCCCUCAAUGUGGACCUGAUGGAGUUCCAGACCAACCUGGUCCCGUUUCCACGUAUCCACUUCCCUCUGGUUACCUACUCGCCCAUCAUCUCUGCUGAGAAGGCGUAUCAUGAGCAGCUGACUGUGUCCGAGAUCACGAGCGCCUGCUUUGAGCCGACCAAUCAGAUGGUCAAGUGUGACCCUCGUCAUGGCAAGUACAUGGCGUGCUGCAUGCUGUACCGAGGCGAUGUCGUCCCUAAGGAUGUAAACACUGCCAUCGCAAACAUAAAGACCAGACGUUCUAUUCAGUUCGUCGACUGGUGCCCAACUGGAUUUAAGGUGGGCAUCAACUACCAACCUCCGACUGCGGUCCCCGGUGGAGACCUGGCCAAAGUCCAGAGGGCUGUUUGCAUGCUGAGCAACACCACGGCCAUCGCUGAGGCCUGGUCACGUCUCGAUCACAAGUUCGACCUCAUGUACGCCAAGCGUGCGUUCGUCCACUGGUAUGUAGGUGAAGGUAUGGAGGAGGGAGAGUUCGCAGAGGCCAGAGAGGACCUGGCCUGUCUCGAAAGGGAUUACGAGGAUUUGGGUCAAACAUACCCAGAUUCUGAAAAUGAUGAUGAAGACCAAGAAUACUGAGUGAGGCUGUGAUGGCUGCACGGCAUUUUAUCCUGAGUCAGUAACGAUGUCUGUACUGUCUGUCUUCUAAAGCUAGCCAAGGUGAUGAUCUUUGUCACUGCCAUGCUUUUAUAACGUCAGAAGAAGACAGACUAACACUAAAGCUGUAUUUGAAUUGUGUUGUGAAAUAAAGUUUGUCUUUGCA
Molecule: messenger RNA, 1832 nt
Organism: Epinephelus lanceolatus (giant grouper)
Lineage: Eukaryota; Metazoa; Chordata; Actinopteri; Perciformes; Serranidae
Gene: tuba5
Product: tubulin alpha 5
Biological process (GO): microtubule-based process
Cellular component (GO): microtubule
Molecular function (GO): GTP binding; structural constituent of cytoskeleton
Source: RefSeq, a predicted model, not a curated record